AUGCCUGAAAUUGAAGGUUCUCCGGGCACCUCGAUGCAUGGAGUCACCGGCCGGGAACCAGUGCUGGCCUUCUCUGUUGCCUCUCCGAUGGUGCCCACUGAUACCACGGCGAAAUUUGACCUCCCCGUGGACUCUGAACAUAAAGCAAAAGUCUUUAAGCUCUUCUCAUUUGCAAACCCUCACAUGAGAACCUUCCAUCUCUCGUGGAUCUCUUUCUUCACCACUUUUGUCUCUACCUUUGCGGCGGCGCCACUCGUUCCCAUCAUCCGGGACAACCUCGAUCUCACAAAAGCUGACAUCGGGAACGCCGGUGUUGCCUCCGUUUCCGGUAGUAUCUUCUCGAGGCUAGUUAUGGGUGCGGUAUGUGACUUAUUGGGACCUCGUUACGGCUGCGCUUUCCUCAUCAUGAUGUCAGCGCCUACCGUCUUCUGCAUGUCUUUCGUCAGCGACGCUAGUGGCUACAUAGCCGUCAGAUUCAUGAUCGGAUUUUCUUUGGCUACGUUCGUGUCGUGCCAAUAUUGGAUGAGUACCAUGUUUAACAGCAAGAUCAUCGGGCUGGUGAACGGAACGGCCGCUGGGUGGGGGAACAUGGGUGGUGGAGCCACGCAACUCCUGAUGCCGGUGUUGUUUGAGAUCAUCAAGAAGGCCGGGGCAACGCCGUUCACGGCUUGGAGGAUCGCGUUUUUCAUACCAGGGUGGCUUAACGUAAUCAUGGGGAUAUUUGUGUUGACUCUUGGUCAAGAUUUGCCUGAUGGUAAUCUCGGUGCUCUACAGAAGAAGGGUGAUGUUGCCAAAGAUAAAUUCGGCAAGGUAUUGUGGUAUGCUGUGAGAAACUAUCGAACAUGGAUCUUUGUACUUCUCUACGGUUAUUCCAUGGGUGUCGAGUUGACCAUUGAUAAUGUGAUCGCAGAAUACUUCUAUGACAGAUUUGAUCUAAAGCUUCACCUUGCCGGAAUCAUUGCUGCCUGCUUCGGAAUGGCAAAUCUUCUAGCUCGUCCAUUUGGAGGGUUCACAUCGGAUUACAUGGCCAAACGAUUUGGAAUGAGAGGUCGACUCUGGAACCUAUGGCUACUCCAAACAGCUGGCGGUGUUUGCUGUGUCUUCCUAGGCCUAGUAAACUCGCUACCAUUAGCCAUCACCUUUAUGAUGCUCUUCUCCAUCGGUGCACAGGCAGCAUGCGGAGCCACCUUCGGCAUCGUUCCCUUCAUUUCCCGGCGGUCAAUGGGUAUCAUCUCUGGUAUGACCGGUGCCGGAGGGAACUUUGGAUCAGGGCUAACCCAAUUAAUAUUCUUUGCGUCUGCCUCAUUCUCGACUGCCAAAGGGUUGUCUUAUAUGGGUAUCAUGAUCAUACUUUGUACACUUCCUGUAAGUUUUGUUCACUUCCCACAAUGGGGAAGUAUGUUUUUUCCGGCCAGUCAAGACAUCGUCAAAGGUAGUGAAGAGAAUUAUUAUAUUGCUGAAUGGACGGAGGAGGAGAAACAGAAAGGGAUGCACCAAGCAAGUCUUAAGUUUGCUGAGAACAGUCGAUCAGAACGUGGAGGGAAAGUGGCAUCGGCUCCAACACCACCCAACGCCACCCCCAAUUAUGUUUGA
Messenger RNA from Lactuca virosa, 1593 nucleotides. NCBI's taxonomy places the organism in Eukaryota, Viridiplantae, Streptophyta, Magnoliopsida, Asterales, Asteraceae. The record is from the annotation of a GenBank genome assembly.